This is a messenger RNA of Betta splendens (Siamese fighting fish), 6862 nucleotides long. RefSeq names its product versican a (gene vcana). The transcript has 8 exons. The coding region runs from base 1024 to 5184 and encodes 1386 amino acids. The record is from RefSeq and is a predicted model, not a curated record. Gene Ontology annotation, molecular function: calcium ion binding; signaling receptor activity. NCBI's taxonomy places the organism in Eukaryota, Metazoa, Chordata, Actinopteri, Anabantiformes, Osphronemidae.
UCGUCACCCUCUGGUGUGUCAGUGGCAAGUCCAAAAACAGUGUCCCAGACAUCGUCCCCAGUCUCAUUCUCUACUGUCACUGGCUCUGAAGACAUUGGAAGCUCCACCUUUCUUGUUGAAUCUGUUCCCUCCAUCAGUGGAUCAACACUAAAAGACCAAUCUGCAACUGUUCCCGCUGACACAGAAGGUUCUGGUGCCACUGGUGUGGAUUUCACCACAGAGAUUUUAACCGGACAAAGCAGUGUCUCCUUAAUCACAAAAACAGAGGCUCCGACUGGGACUGGGACCCAUGAACCUGCAACAAGUGGUUCUUCAAAGCCAACUGUUUCCUCUGGUUCUUCGCUGUUCAGCACAGAGAAGCCAACCACACUGCUAGUUGUGGAUCAAGACAGUGCUGUGACAGGUCAGACAGACAGACCCUCAGCAACUUCACUCACUGGAAAGACUGAGGCCAGCUCUAUUCAUACUCCACUUGCAGAAGAAGGCCCAGGUGAUGAAACCUCAGGAACAUUUACUGAGUUGUUUGCUGGCACAGUUACAUCUUCUCUGUACAGUGCUAAGACAACAACAGCACCUUCACCUGAGGCAGAAAAGGUUGAAACGUCUGAGGAGACUUCACAGACUGGGAAACCCUCAGUGUCGUCACCCUUUGGUGUGUCAGUGGCAAGUCCAAAAACAGUGUCCCAGACAUUGUCCCCUGUCUCAUUCUCUACUGUCACUGGCUCUGAAGACAUUGGAAGCUCCACCUUUCUUGUUGAAUCUGUUCCCUCCAUCAGUGGAUCAACACUAAAAGACCAAACUGCAACUGUUCCCGCUGACACAGAAGGUUCAGGUGCCACUCGUGUGAAUUUCACCACAGAGAAUUUAACUGGACAAAGCAGUGUCUCCUCAGUCACAAGAACAGAGGCUUCGACUGGGACUGGAAUCCCAACGUUGUCCCUUGAUUUGUUCUCCACUGUCACUGGCGCUGAGAAGAUUGGAAGCUCCACUUCUGCGCCAUCAUCUUUUUACAGUGCUGAGACAAUGAGAGCUCUUUCACCCGAGGGAACAAAAAGUAUAUUUGCAGAAGAAACAACUGUUACAGCAAGUCCUUAUAUACUUCAAACCUCUCAACCCAUUGCGAUUCCCAGUGUCACAUCCUUUACCUCAAUUAAAACGUCUCCCUUCACUGACCUAGACAUGUCUGGCUCCUCCGAGGAUGAUAUGGAAUUAAGUUCAGAAGGAUCUGGUACAGAGUUAGAAAUUGAAACAACAGUCCAAUCUAAAUCUAUUGUUGUAACAGAUGAGACUGAAACAAGUAAGAAUAGCAUCUCAUCUAAAGCCUCAAGUCCUGCAUUCUCACCGCAAACCAGCACACAGCCUACAGCGAAAUUCACGUCUUCAGCCCUAACUCCCCAUACAAAAAGUACAGAGAGUCAUAGUUCUGACCAAGGAAGUGGGGCCUUCACUGAUGACUCAGGUGAUGAUGACAUUUCAGAGACUGAAUUUUUUGAUGGGUCAACCACAUUGUUCGGAGUUACAAGUUCCCCUGUGAAGUUUACUGAUCUUGCAACUACAAAACAAACUGCUUUAGUAUACAGUACUGUUCCUGUCACAGAGGAAAGCCCAGAUCACCAAAAAGCAAAUCAAUCCACUGAUCCAAUCACACAAACAACUAGCAUUGAAACUGUUGCAUCAGUCAGACCAACAUCUGAGCAAGUUGCUUCACAGGAGGCUAAAAUUAGUCCAGGGACUGAAAUCCGCAUUACAUCGAAAACAACUGUCUCGCCUGUAUCCAGCACAUCCUAUACAAUUGUGCCCCCGCUUACAUUUGGAGCCUCAAUUCGGGAUCCCACUAAGCUUGACUUCUCCACAACAAGGUCCAGCGGUGAUCAAGAGCAAGAUGGAUUCACAUCAAUAUCAACCCCCAUUCCAUCGAUUUUUUACCACAAUAUUACAGAUCAACAGGUCGUGAUCAUUACUCAUAGUAGUAGCCAAGCCAAGAGUGACCAAACAGAUCAAACACCCACUAUGAUCCUGCACGCAUCUAAAUCAUCAAAAAGUACAUCCAUUAUGUUCACAGAUUAUGCAAAAAGUGAAGAGAAGUUGCUUUCUGCAGUUACAGAAAGUAUGAGCAAAGGCAGCCACACUCCUGAGCACAUCAGCAAAGAUAAUAUUAUACUUGAUGCAGAUUCUACCUCUAUACGACCUUCCUCUUCAUUUUACUCAACCAUCCAUACAGAGGAGGCUGGAGCUGUCACAGCAAUUACAGGGACACAAAAGCUGGUGAUAAAAGAAGAAACAGAGGGUUCAGGAACUGAUAGUCUAAACCUUCUCACCCCUACCCCAGAAUUUACACAGGAAAUCUUAGCCUCAACAUUGUCUAAAUCUACUUCAAAGCCAUUAGCUGUGGAAGAUGUGUCUAGUAUGGGGACAUCAAGUGAAGAGACAGUCACACCAUUUCAGGCCACUCCAGCUAAUACAGUCUCCACAAAGUCAAGCACAAAAGAAAACUAUGAAUUAACUUCAGCAUCCACUGUACAUGAAGAAACAGCAUUCGAAAAAACUUCAACAGCCACAGUCUCUUCAUUGCUUAGCACUGAGACAAAACCUAUUAGCCCCCACACAGAACAUACAGACGAGAUUUCAUUUAGCCAAGAACCAAGGAUCAGUGAGGAUAGAGUCAUAACAGGAAAGACAGACACUGCUUCACCUGAAACCACUCCUGUGACUCCAAGUGAGGAAUCUGAGAACGUCAAAUCCAGUGACUCCACUGGAUUUGAAGCAUUAACACCCGCAUCACUAGGAGAUGAAGUACCAAGCCAGGCUGCUGGAAGCAAGAAUGUUUCACGUGAUGGUGAGAUUAGUAAAGACAGAGACAAUGAAGUACAAGAAUCAAGUACUUUGUCAAGUUCAGUGGGAAAACCUGCAGCAAGUUCCAGUACACCUAUAGAUGAAACAGCUUCUCUCUCACCAACUGCGUCUUCCUUGAUCAGCUCUGAGACUCCAUCAGUGGCUUCUGAUUCAAAUAAAACAGAUCAAGACACUUCUCAAGAGAAAACCUCACCCGAAAUGAUGACAGUAAAAAGUGGACAGACUACUACUUCCCCCUCCUCUGUUACCAAUAAAAUCAUGGAAGAAGAUUCUGAACUAACAAGCAUGUCAAAUGUCGUUUCAUCAUCAGCUCCAUUGCAGCCUGAUGUUUUGGUCCAGUUUGUUACAACAGUUACCCCUGUACAACAUCCAACAACCUCGCAGGAAUCAUUUGAGCAAGUCAAGUCAGAGAUCACGCUAACACAUCGCCCUGACUCUGAUCUUUCACCCCAGGAUGUAUUACUGACCACAACUCACCUAGUGUUUGAAAGUCACCAAACAAGCCAGAUUACACACUCAACACCUUUAGCUGAAAUUUUAUCUUCUUCCGCUCGUGAUGGAAUAGUUGAACCGGCUGUUGAGUUUGGAAAGAAUGAACCAUCUGCAGAUACAGAUGCUAUGACAACACGUUUACCAAAAGACAGUGUUAAUGGGAACGAAGAUUAUCCAAUGCUGGGACAGAAUAACUUUGAUCUUGAAUCAAUUCCAAAAUUAACUGAAAAUACGCAGAGGGAUGUUACACUGUCUGUUACUACAGCAUCUUUUCGUUCUCAGACUUUUGAAAGUCAGCCUAUAGAGUCAAUAAAUAGAAGGGAAGGUAUUUCUGACUCCAACAAGCCAGCUGUGCCUGCAUCGGCCAUCACUGUCAUGCCUUCGGGAUCAGAUGUGACCAGUGCAGCCUCAUCAUCAUCCCCUGGUACUGGCAACGGCUCAGAAAGCAGCAGCAGCUCAGAAGAAAGUAUUACCACAGUACGGAAGAUGGAUGGAACUAAGACUGAGAACAGCACUGAGAACAAUCCAGUCCAGAAGGUAUUUAAGGAGGACACUACCCAAGCUUCAAAGGUGGCAUCUUCUAGUGUCAAUAUCACUGGUAAAGGCAAAGCUGCUAACAAAACUGAACAGGGUGCUACUUCUCACACCACAGUUCCUACAAGUACUCCCACAGAGUUCACAGCAGUAUUACCAGCUCAAAGUCAGAGCCAGUCGUUGUUAGCUGCAUCAGUUGCCACAACGUCAAAAUCAUUAUCCGAAGAGGAAAACAGGCUUAACAAUGACAUAAGUGUCUCACCAAUAAAAGAGAAGGAAACCACUACCCUACCAGACAUAGGUCUGGACUUGGGGCACUCCAUCAUUGGGGAAUCCGUUGAAAUUCCAGGAAUCCAUUCAUGCACAGUGGACAUGUGUCAAAAUGGAGGAACUUGUGUCAAGGUUGGAAGUGUAAGCGCUUGCAGGUGUGCUCCUGGUUACAGUGGCGAUCGCUGUGAAACAGAUGUUGACGAGUGCCAGUCGAACCCUUGCCGUAACGGAGGCACAUGUGUUGAUGGGCUGGCUUCCUUCACAUGCGUGUGCCUCCCAAGCUACUCUGGGCUGUAUUGUGAGGAAGAUACUGAAACAUGUGACUAUGGCUGGCACAAGUUCCAGGGCCACUGCUACAAGUACUUCCACCACAGAAGAAACUGGGACACAGCAGAAAGAGAGUGCCGCAUACAGGGCGCUCACCUCACCAGCAUCCUUUCCCAUGAGGAGCAACAGUUUGUUAACCGUCUUGGACAGGACUAUCAGUGGAUUGGCCUGAAUGAUAAGAUGUUUGACAGCGACUUCCGCUGGACUGACGGCACUCCUAUGCAAUAUGAAAACUGGAGGCCCAACCAACCUGACAGCUUCUUCACCUCCGGUGAGGAUUGCGUGGUGAUGAUAUGGCAUGAAGAUGGCCAGUGGAACGACGUUCCAUGCAACUACCACCUUACCUUCACUUGUAAAAAGGGCACAGUGGCUUGUAGUCAACCUCCUCUGGUGGAGAAUGCGCAGACCUUCGGUAAGAAGCGUGAGAGGUAUGAGAUCAACUCCCUGGUGAGAUACCAGUGUCAGAGAGGCUUCAUUCAGAGGCACGUCCCCACAAUCCGUUGUCGUGGCGAUGGACGAUGGGACAUCCCAAAAAUCACCUGCAUGAACCCUUCGAGCUACCAGAGGUCAUUCAUGAGAAGGCAUCAACACAAUCAUCAUUACAGCAUCAACAACUUUAGGACGUGGCCGGACGGGACCCUUCGUUUUCACAAUCAGCUGUACCGGACUAGGAGAGACCCAACAGAACAGAAGCAGAUGAGGCAGUGAAAGAAACGUAACCCUUUCUCUAAAUGAGAACACGUGUGGAAAGACACUUGAGUGGAAGGAGGAAAAGCACAAGAGAAAACCCAUGGAGGAAAACCAGGAGGAUAACUUUCAGUUUUACUGCCUUUUGGAUGACGAUGGAAUCUUAUGAAGUGUCUUUCAAGGAGAUAUUGUUGCCUGAAUUUUUAUCAAAACAGCAUUUUUAUACCUUGGCAGCGUGGACACAGAACUUUCAGCUGGCUACUGGAAAAGCAAAGAGUCCUUUCACAUUCAUUUCCGUCAUUAGCUUAUCAGAUUUAACACCUAACGCCUUAGCUGUGCUAUUGAAAAUCAGCGUGUUCCUUCUUCACGAAACCAGCUGUGUUUGAGCUUCUGCCACUUAUGUUACGCAAAAGAACAGGAAGUUUCCCUUCUCAAAUGACUCAUCACAUUAGCAGAGCAUAUAAACCCUUAGACACAACGUAUAUUCUGAAUUAUGUCUUCAUAAUAUUGCUACAUGCUCAGAUCGCGUGUACAUAUCGCACACAAUUUCAGGAAACUUCACUAAACCGCUCAUUUAACUGCUGGAGAUCUUGGUGGUGGCAGGUUUUUAUAUUCUAGUACCACCUUUCACCAGCUCCAACUUUCACUGGAUGCCAUUAAUGUUAUGUCAGUAUAUGUUUAAAAAACAGAUGUCUAUGGAGAUUAUUUUUAAAAAGUUUUUUUUUUGUACUAUAAUUUUCCAUUAAACCAGAGAAAUCGUUCUGAGUAGAUAGCGGCAAAGCUUUUGUCCACUGAUGAAAAUCGAUGUCUGUCAUCUGUAUUAGAGUGAAACAAGGGGCCGUGUGAUGGGAUCCUCUGCCCAUGUGUGUAGAUAACACCUAAUUAGUCGUUACAGCAUGUUUACAAUAAUUACAAUGCUGUUUGUUAUAUAUUCAUGACUGUUGUGCUAAACAUUUACACCAGCUGUGCUAUGUAAAAUUACAAAGUGUCCCUUAUUCACAGAAAUCAAACAGAUGGCACCAGAGCCGCGUCCUCCUCUGUCUUUGCUGUAGCUUGUGUUUUGUUGAUACUGCUUCUCCUCUGCACAUUUAACUUUUCUGUUAUUGUGGUCUUUGAAAUCCGCCAUUGAGAGAAUGUAUUUUGUGAACACUCAAAAAGACUUGAACGCAACGGAUGUUUAAGCAGAGAUACAUAUAAUUUAUUUUCAAGCUGCUCUUUAUUUUCUUCCUUGUUUGUACUGACACAUGAUUGGAUGCUGUCACCAGGCCGAGCAGCGCUAUUGAUAUAUUUAUGUUAUGAGUCUGACGGGAGAUCGGCCGUGAUCGUGGACUGUUUAACCAGGAUGCAUCAAGGAUGAUAGACAGUCGUCUGCGGUGGAUUUAUGCAUCUUUUUACACUUCUAAUGCCAACAGCGGACCAAAGAUGUGGAGGGCCCCAUCGGCUGCAAUGAUGUUCCUUAACAUUAUCUAAUUAUUUGUACAUGUGAAUGGUCUCCAGCAUUUUUAAAGGGAAAAUGCAGCGUUGUCUCUGCCUGUGAAUGUGUGUGUUUCAGCAUUAAUGUGCACAUAAUAGCGAUUUAUAUUUAUAACUUUGUAUUUUAGAAUGUGAAUGCCUGGGAUAUUUGUGACUUUUUAAACGGAGCAGACUGUUUUCCUGCUUUAAAUCACCAAAGAAAUAAACGAAUUACAUUUAUAUUAUA